Molecule: messenger RNA, 1496 nt
Organism: Solanum tuberosum (potato)
Lineage: Eukaryota; Viridiplantae; Streptophyta; Magnoliopsida; Solanales; Solanaceae
Product: probable xyloglucan endotransglucosylase/hydrolase protein 28
Exons: 4
Coding region: 214-1218 (334 amino acids)
Biological process (GO): cell wall biogenesis; xyloglucan metabolic process
Cellular component (GO): apoplast; cell wall
Molecular function (GO): hydrolase activity, hydrolyzing O-glycosyl compounds; xyloglucan:xyloglucosyl transferase activity
Source: RefSeq, a predicted model, not a curated record
UUGGUCUUUCUUCUCAAUCAAAAUUAGUCCUUUUUUUUCUCUUCUUCUUCUUCUUCCUCUCCUCUGUAGAGACUGGGACUUCAUUUUUUUUCCCCACUUCUCAUGCAUUACAACUCUAUAGAAAAAUACAACAAAAAAGAACUAAUCUUUGGGUGUCCAUAACUGAUAAAAGGGGUAAAAAAAGAUAAUACCCAAAAAAAAUAAAAAAUAAAAAUGGUGAACUAUUAUAUGUUUUUUUUCAUAUUUUUAUCUUGUAUUCUUGUUUUGGUUUCUGGGUUUUCAAGAAAUUUGCCAAUUUUAGCUUUUGAUGAAGGCUACUCUCAUUUAUUUGGUGAUAAUAAUCUUAUGAUCCUUAAAGAUGGAAAAUCAGUUCAUAUUUCUCUUGAUAAAAGAACAGGGGCUGGAUUUGUGUCUCAAGACCUUUAUUUUCAUGGAUUUUUUAGUGCUUCUAUUAAGUUACCUGCAGAUUAUACAGCUGGUGUUGUUGUUGCAUUUUAUAUGUCUAAUGGGGACAUGUUUGAGAAGAACCAUGAUGAAAUUGAUUUUGAGUUUUUGGGAAAUAUUAGAGGCAAAGAUUGGAGAAUUCAGACUAAUAUUUAUGGGAAUGGUAGCACAAGUGUUGGCAGAGAAGAAAGAUAUGGACUUUGGUUUGAUCCUUCUGAAGAUUUUCAUCAAUACAGUAUCCUGUGGACUGAGAAUUUGAUCAUCUUUUAUGUAGAUAAUGUUCCCAUAAGAGAGAUCAAGAGGACAAAAGCCAUGGGUGGGGACUUCCCAUCUAAGCCAAUGUCUUUAAUAGCUACAAUAUGGGAUGGUUCUAAUUGGGCUACAAAUGGUGGAAAAUACAAAGUCAAUUACAAAUACGCCCCGUAUAUUGCUGAGUUCUCCGAUUUCGUCCUCCACGGAUGUGCAGUCGAUCCAAUCGAACUAUCAUCCAAAUGUGAAAACACUACGCCAAAAACUCCAUCGAUCCCUACCGGUAUCACCCUUGACCAAAGACGAAAGAUGGAGAACUUCAGAAAGAAGCAAAUGCAAUAUUCAUACUGCUACGACAAGACUCGGUACAAGGUCCCUCCUCCGGAGUGCGUGAUUGAUCCUAAGGAAACUGAACGACUCCGAGCCUUUGACCCAGUUACAUUCGGAGGAUCCCACCACCAUCACGGUAAACAACACCGCCGGAGCAGAUCAAAGUUGAAGGAUGAUGAUGUAUCCUUUAUGUAAAAAAAGACCCAAUGCCAUAUGUUUUUCUCUAUAUAGUCACAUGAUGAUGAUCAUUUGAGGUUUUGUUAUUUUCACAUGUGAAUAGAGGAUAUAAAAGGAUAUAUUGUUGGGGGUAUGUAUAUAUGUCAUACCUAUAUAGGGGUCCCAAGCCAUGUUCUAGCUGAUGUAUUUUGUUGUUUGGGCCUUUAAUUUAUAAAUUCAACUUGUUGGUGAUUUUGUGUACUUUUUUUUGUGUCACUUUUUAAUAAAUGCAUGAAUAGUACAAAGAUUAUUUAUUA